GCAGCACAGACCGCCGAUGACAAAUUUAUCAUCGCCACUACGCAGUAAACGUCCAAACACAGUAAUCACUACACUGAGCUAUAAAAAAACUUGCAAAAAUCAUCGCGCGAGUGAAUUUCAGGAAUAAUUUUAACUACAAAGUUGGGGUUACGUUAUGUAAGAAUGAAGUGAUUAUUUAGCGUACAUAGAAAAUCUCUCCAGACGUUUUACAGUGGAAACUAGUGACAAACAGUGAUACAUAGGAACGUGAGGAUAUUUGUGGGCGAUAUCUUGGAAAAUAACGCGUCCUCAAAGCGUCGAGACGUGGAUGUAAUUUUCUUGAGAAAUUGUGAUGCAAUCUAACUUUGUUUCGAGAACGGCAAAUGCCCUGGGCGUUGUGUCGCGAUGAAUUUCAUCAUACAUAAAUAUGGAGAGGUACGUAUCCCCAAGAUGAAGUCACUGCUGAGAUUUUUUUCUCCAAAAAUAUCAUAUUUUUCCCGUGAGUCAAAAUCAUUGUUUGUAUACGUAGUUACUUAGUACGUGAUAAAUUCGUGAUUCUCCUGGGACCUGGAUUUGGGGUCAGGACAAGUUCUACGAAAGCUUCUCCUAAUCCAAAAAUCUUUGUCAAAAACUUACUGCGUUAUCUGGAUCAUCGUCAGACCUUGGGUUAAGGUAACAACAAACUUUAAAGCCCGUCGCCACUUUAAGAGCGACUUACGUCACCAAGCAUUUACACCUACCUGAGGCUUUAAUGCUCCAAGUUUAAUUAAACGAGGAGCGAAGACAAAGGGACUCGCUGUAGCAUCAUUUAAACGUGCUGUUUAACGAACGAGAGAAACGCAGAAGCUAUGCUGGUGACUGCAGGAGUGAAUUUUGAAAAUUACCUACUUGGAGGGUGGCUUACUUUUUUAUCUCAAUAUUUUCAUUACCAUGCGCCACGUUAACGAACUAACAAGGACCCCCUGGUAGUUUUCCGAUUAAUCAAGCCUCGUGUUGCGUGUUGAGAGACCACAAAUAUCCGGUUCGAGAUGUCAACCGUGGCUAUGGUUAAUUAUAAUUAACAUGUGUGGAAUGCGUACGUAAUUGUACAGCAAAAAAGCACGUAAGCUUUGUUAGAUUCGGUGUAAAGUCGCACCGCAAAAGAGUGAACAAUGGCAAUGAACAGGGUGGAGUCGAAGUAGCAGGCUGCAGGCACUGGAAGUGAGCAAGGGUGUGAGAGUGAAAAAGAAAGUGAGAAGACCAGGAGGGUGGUACGGGGAUAGAGUGAAGGAGAAAGAGAGAGAGAGAGAGAGAGAGAGAGAGAGAGAGAGAGAAAGUAAAAGUAUAAAAGAAAGAGAAAGAGAGUGGCUGGAAAUUUGGAGCUGUAAAAAAUGAGCGUGAAGGGAAACAGAUUGGAAAUAUGUCGAAUAACGUGGAUAGUAGCACUCCUGAUGACGACCCUUGGCCAAACGGUCCAGCGCUGUCCACCCCAUGGUGACAUUGCACCGUGUUCAUGCUCGGUCAAAAAAUACGGCCUGGACAUCCUCUGCGAGUUCACAGAUCCAUCACACAUCAGCAACGCCAUGAGUGCCCUAAAGAAGAAUUCAAACGCCGUGAUAUUCUACCUGAAACUUAGGCACAACACGUUACCGAAGCUCCAGAGUUUUGUUUUCCUUGGUCUGGAUAUUCAUCAUCUGUCCAUACACAACAGUAGCCUAGCAGUGGUGGAGGAAACGUCCCUUAGCUCGAUCGGAAAGAGCCUGACGCAAUUGGACCUCUCUCAAAAUUCACUGGCAGCCGUUCCUUCGCCGGCACUCAAAACCCUACACCAUCUUCUCAUUCUGAACUUCAACCAUAACAAGAUUACUGCCCUCCAUGGACGAGCUUUCGAAGGUCUUGACACUCUGGAAAUUCUCAGUUUCUAUGAAAACAAGAUCUCCGUUAUCGAACCUGAUGCUUUCAAGGGUCUGGACAAUCGCAAGCUCAAACGACUAAAUCUUGGAGGGAAUGAAUUGACGAGCAUACCCACGUCCGCUUUAUCCACAUUGAACAUGCUGAAGAAACUGGAGAUACAAGAGAACAGGAUCACGCGUAUACAGGAAGGUGAUUUUGAAGGAUUAAAAAGCUUAGACUGGUUAGGGCUGGCCCACAAUCAACUGCGAGAAAUUCCGGCUCGUGUGUUCUCCCACUUGACGCAGUUAAACUCCCUCGAGCUUGAUGGAAAUCAAAUUACACACGUGGAUCCCGAUGCCUUUAUUGGAUUGGAGGAAAAUCUGCAAUAUCUUCGACUGGGUGACAACAAUUUACACGCAGUGCCGAGCGACGCUUUACGACGUCUCCAUCGUCUCCGUCAUCUUCAAUUGCGUGCGAACAAUAUAACAGUACUAUCGGACGACGCCUUUAAGGGAUACGGAGACUCCAUCACGUUUCUUGAUCUUCAGAAGAAUCUAAUCAAGGUCCUGCCGCCGAUGAUCUUCGAGUCUCUCAGCUCCCUGGAGUCGUUGAAUCUGCAGAAUAAUAAAUUGGUUCACAUACCUGAGGACGUUACGGACAACAUAGUGGAUACGUUGAAGAUGAUUGAUAUUACCGAUAAUCCUCUAGUAUGCGAUUGCGAAUUAAGAUGGUUCGCGGCCUGGUUGAAAAAUCUUCGUGAUAAGGAUGACGAGAUGAUGUCCAAGAAGAGGACCGUCUGUACCAUGGUGAACGAACACAGAGAAUAUUCAGUUCAGAAUAUACCACUGGAAAGGAUGGGCUGCGUUGGGAAAAAUGCCGAAAGGACUUCGUCAGCAGGACAUGCUUCGUUCUGUACGCUGAGUCUUCAUUUUCUUGCGCUUUCUGGGACUGUCGCUCUCUUGUAAACUGCCAAAAGGCAAUCGAUGGACGAUGGAGCUUUUCAAUGCCCGUCCUGAGAUCUUUUCAGCAUCUUAGAUGAGUUCGAUCAGAAUGCAUCUUUAAUGCGUAUCGGAUGAUCAUGGUCGUUUAUGUAAAAAAAAAAGAAAAAAAAAUAACGAAAGAAAGUAAAGAUCAAGAAAGUCAAAGUUCUAUUUACACGCGAAAAUACAUGUGGAAAUAUAUUCCAUGUGCGAAUCGCAUUUUGUGCGAAAAUGAAAUUACGUUUAGAUACGUUUAGUUUCUAAUAACGAUUUCACGACUGAUAAUAAAAUCGAUCGGAAUGAAUAUUUUUAUUUUUUUUACGGUAUACUUUUGUACAAAAAUCGUCGAAUUUGUCUUUGACAAUCGAUAUGCCCCUUACGCGAGAUCAUACGACAUUUAGUUUCUCCCUUAUCAUUUGUUAUCUAUCGAGUGUAAUGUGUUUUCUUCUUUUUUAUCAUUUUUCUUUAUUAUUUGCCAUUUCUUUCCCAUCAAUAUUUAUUCACGGAUCUUCGAGAGAGACCUAUCGAUCCUUUAUACGGAUCAUCCUCGAUCAUCGAUCCAAUAUCUUUCAAUAAAAAGAAAAAUCGCGUUCUCCACGAUUUUUGGGAGGAUCGUCGCGACGCGGCCGAGCUUUGUUCACCAAACAAUACAUAUCAAAAGUGUUGCCAAGAAUUUUGAAAAUAUAUUUAUCAAUCUUUCUCGAAAGAGCGCAAGCUCGUCACGUGAAACGAUCGGAAUUUCGAAAUAAUCUAAAACCGUUCGUUUCACGUCAGAAGAUCAUACAGUAAUACAUAUCAGUUGAUUCCUAGAAAGGAACGUGAGAAUAAGAAAAAAAAUUUUGAAAAAAGGGUGAUCAAUUAGAUAUUAAAAAAUUUCAUACGAUAUUUCGCACGGCAGGUUUGUUCGAUUCUCGUGAAUGAUAAAUAAAAGUUUAAUCCAAAAAUUUGAUAAUGUAAAAUAUAUUAUUCACGUAUCCAGUCAGAUUUUUUUUUCCAAAAAUAUACACGUCGCCUUCUUCUAAUCACGCAAUUGAUCGCUCGACACUUUUUCUUGAGAAUCGCUUUAAUGAACUCUGCGCUUAUUCAGACUGCAAUGCCUGAAACGACGUAAUGACUUGUGAUGACUCCUAAUGUCCUCAACAGGAAGCCGACACUUGUCAAAGCCAAUCUGCUUCAUUGGUUGCUUUUGAGAUAGCUGAUAACAAGUGUUAACCUCCUAGCCUCCUUCGACGCAUUACGUGCGAGCGCUCAUACGUAGGAGCGAAGUAGUGCAAAGAUGCACUUGUACAAUGUCAAGAGCAAAAUUGCAGUGAUAUCACGUCAGAAGCACUAAAAAUGACUUUUCGUAAUCCAAAAAAAAAAAAAAAAAUUGGCACAUAAUUUCAUCACGUACCGAACAACCUGCCAUGCAGAACUGUAAAGAUUUAAUGACGUAA
Messenger RNA from Cephus cinctus (wheat stem sawfly), 4267 nucleotides. RefSeq names its product chondroadherin-like protein. Lineage: Eukaryota; Metazoa; Arthropoda; Insecta; Hymenoptera; Cephidae. The coding region runs from base 1350 to 2816 and encodes 488 amino acids. The record is from RefSeq and is a predicted model, not a curated record. Gene Ontology annotation, molecular function: protein binding. The transcript has 12 exons.